GCAGCAGUGGUGCCGGUCGCAGGAGCCGGCGGCGGAGCCAUGGCGGGGGCCCCGCAGGAGAACACGCUGCUCCACCUCUUCGCUGGGGGGUGUGGGGGUACAGUUGGUGCCAUUGUUACAUGUCCUUUAGAAGUAAUAAAGACCAGGCUCCAGUCUUCAAGGCUAGCGUUCCGGACUGUCUACUAUCCUCAAGUCCAGUUGGGGACGAUCAGUGGGGAAGGAAUGGUCAGGCCGACAUCUGUAUCACCUGGACUUCUCCGGGUUCUAAAGUCAAUUUUGGAGAAAGAAGGACCAAAGUCACUCUUCCGAGGAUUGGGUCCAAACUUGGUUGGAGUGGCGCCAUCAAGGGCGGUCUACUUUGCAUGCUACUCCAAAGCCAAGGAGCGAUUUAAUGGCAUUUUUGUGCCCAACAGCAACAUUGUGCACAUUUGCUCAGCAGGCUCUGCAGCUUUUGUCACAAAUUCCCUGAUGAACCCUAUAUGGAUGGUGAAAACCAGAAUGCAGCUGGAGCGGAAAGUCAGGGGUUCAAAGCCGAUGAAUGCUUUGCAGUGUGCUAGAUACGUUUACCAGACAGAAGGGGUCCGUGGUUUUUACAGAGGCUUGACAGCCUCCUAUGCUGGGAUUUCGGAGACCAUUAUCUGCUUUGCUAUUUAUGAAAGUUUAAAGAAGCACCUGAAGGAUGUCCAGCUGCCCCCUUCCCCUACUAAUGGGACCAAGAGGACCUCCACAAACUUUUUUGGACUGAUGUUUGCUGCUGCUGUUUCUAAGGGCUGUGCCUCCUGUAUUGCUUAUCCGCAUGAGGUCAUACGGACAAGACUGCGAGAGGAAGGCACAAAAUACAAGACUUUCUUUCAGACGGCUCGUCUGGUAGCACGUGAGGAAGGCUACCUGGCUUUCUAUAGAGGACUCUUUGCGCAGCUCAUCAGGCAGAUACCAAACACAGCCAUUGUGUUGUCCACCUAUGAGCUAAUUGUGUACCUGUUGGAAGACCACACUAAGUAGCAGAGCCAGGGAGCAUCCUCUGGAAAAUAAAAACUGACAUUGAGCAAAUAGUCAUUAAGAGACUGAUACAGGUGAUGAAGAUGGAGAAUAGCUAUGAGUCUCUGAUCACCUGCUGGACACUUUUCCUUUUGGAUUCAUGCUUUCUGGAAGGUUUCAACUCAUUAACGUUAAUAGUUAAUUAUAACUUUUUAACUUAAGGAGAGAUGAUUCAGAAUUAAACUGCUACUAAAUUAAAUCAUGCUAUUUAAUUUGUAUGUUUUGGUUGUCCUUUUCUUUAAGCACAGGUAUAUGUGGCAUAUAUGUACCUGUGCUAUUGAGAUGUUUCUUGGAUUGAUAGUCAUUAAAACUGUAUUGAAGUGGGAGAGGAACUGGUUUGGAGUCUGAAACUGAGAUCUCCUACUACUGGUGUCACAAAAUAUUAUUUUCCAGAAGUAUUGAGUCCUAAGACCUUUCAGUGUGCUUCGUGGCUGAUUCAUGGGUGUAAUAUUCAUCACCCAUGUGAGCUUUCAGAAUGGGGUACUGAGCACAGUGAGGCAGCUUUGUAACACGCAACUUGACCGGUAUAAAAUGUUCAUGCCGGAAUCUCCUGGAUGAGCCACUCUAUUGGAAGACAUUCCUGUAAAGGUUAAGGAAAAUAGCUUCCCUGAGAGAAACUUAAACUCUACGUGGGAGGGCACCUAAUUGAAUGUUUGCAUCAUU
Emys orbicularis (European pond turtle) is the source of this 1701-nucleotide messenger RNA. It is a transcript of the gene SLC25A33, whose product is annotated as solute carrier family 25 member 33. NCBI's taxonomy places the organism in Eukaryota, Metazoa, Chordata, Testudines, Emydidae. Gene Ontology annotation, cellular component: mitochondrion. Gene Ontology annotation, molecular function: pyrimidine nucleotide transmembrane transporter activity. Gene Ontology annotation, biological process: pyrimidine nucleotide import into mitochondrion. The coding region runs from base 40 to 1002 and encodes 320 amino acids. The record is from RefSeq and is a predicted model, not a curated record. The transcript has 7 exons.